Gossypium raimondii (Peruvian cotton) is the source of this 1404-nucleotide messenger RNA. RefSeq lists its product as uncharacterized. The coding region runs from base 98 to 1162 and encodes 354 amino acids. The record is from RefSeq and is a predicted model, not a curated record. Lineage: Eukaryota; Viridiplantae; Streptophyta; Magnoliopsida; Malvales; Malvaceae. The transcript is spliced from 5 exons. Gene Ontology annotation, cellular component: endoplasmic reticulum; endoplasmic reticulum membrane. Gene Ontology annotation, biological process: post-translational protein targeting to membrane, translocation.
AUAAAUAUAAAAGAAACAGAAUACUGAAAAGGAAAAAAGAAAACCCAUAAAUAAGAAAGAAAAUCCGAAAAUUUGAAAAAGAAAAAGAAAAAGAAAAAUGAAGAAAUCAGGAGCAGCGGAGAAGAGGAAAGCUCGAAGAUCUUCGGCGUCCGUACAAAAUGUUGGCAGAGAUCCCAGCUCCGACACUCCUCCUAGGAAACAAGCUGCCAAGCAGGAUGUAUAUCAAUUGUUUGCUGAGAAAGUUAGAGACCAUAAAGAUUUGGAGUCUAGAUGGGCUGUCUUGCAAGAAACUCGUGUCGAAUAUUUUAGGGGGAAGGAUUUUGUAAGCUUUAUGAAAAAUCAUCCUGAGCUUAAAGAAAUACUGGAAUCAGAUAGAGAUCUUGAAACUGAAGAUAUUGCCAAUAAUUUGUUACAAAAAAAUCUUUUGGUGCGGUGUGACCGUGUGGUGAAAACUGUUCGUCCGGGGAAGAAAAAGUUGUCUACCUGGCCUGCACAUUUAGAAAUCUUUCCUGAGCGAGUGUUCUCUGAAAAUGAUGCCUUUUUUGCAUGGACGUUUGUGAAACGAAGGCCAUUAUGGCAGACACUUCUCUCAUUUUUCUGGCCCAUAUUGACUCUUGCAAUCUGCUUGUUUCCUGUAUAUCCACAUCGAUGCAAAUUACUAAUACUCUACUCAUGCGCGGGACUUCUUCUACUUAUUCUCUCCUUGCUUUUAUUGAGAGCUGCAAUAUUUGGUGCUGCAUGGAUCGUCCUGGGAAAGCGUAUUUGGUUCUUCCCUAACAUCCUUGCUGAGGAAGCAACGCUGCGAGAAUUGUUCCGGUUUUUGCCCAAAAAAGAUGAAGAAGAACGUCCAAAAUGGACAGCUAGACUGUUUUAUGCAAUUGUGGCUGUCUUGGUUAUAUUGCUGCUGAGGCAUCAUGCUCCUGAUGAGGCUGCUAGAGCAAGAUAUCAAAAACGGAUGUCGAACAUAAUCGACGACGUCCUCGAAUGGUCUCCUAGCCUAGCUCUCUCCGGGAUGAUGGAGAAACAACCAGUAGUUAAUGCCACAGAAGAUAACAACAAAUUUUCAAAUGAAAGCAAGGUAAACUCUGAAACUGUAACCCCCCCGGAUGAAACUGAAAAUCCCGACGAAACCGAUCAACAUCAGACCAAUAAUACCAUAUGAUAACGAUGAUCAUGUUGGUAGAUGGAUUAUAGUUCCUAAAUGAGUGUAAUAUCAACUGAAGAAAAAAUAAAGGGCGGUUGGUUAUUAAAUUUGUGUUUUUUUGAAAUAUAGGUUAAAAGAACUAACUCUAGGGCACAGUUUAAGUCAUGUGAGAGGUUUAUAACUAUACAUUAAAAUAUUUGAUGUUGCUUUUUUAUGUUUUUGGUAACCUUUGGUUAAAAUUGAUUCCAUAUUUUCAUUUA